Mauremys mutica (yellowpond turtle) is the source of this 1511-nucleotide messenger RNA. RefSeq lists its product as uncharacterized. The record is from RefSeq and is a predicted model, not a curated record. The transcript is spliced from 4 exons. Bases 1 to 633 code for a protein of 210 amino acids. Lineage: Eukaryota; Metazoa; Chordata; Testudines; Geoemydidae.
AUGAUCGCCGGCGCCGCCGUGUUUCUGUUCUCUGCCUUCCUUGGUGCCUCCUCCACUCUCUUGCUAGCCAUUCCGGAGAAUCCAGUCCACGCCAUCACCAACCAGACAGCUGUCCUGCCCGUCUCCCUGCGAUUCUCCACCCCGCCGGGGGAAUUCUUCCACCUCAAAUGGGAUUUCCUCUCAGGCCACCGCCCCGUCUUAGCCUACGUGCUGACCAAGUGCAGCGGCGGCGCCCCCGAGUGGUGGCAGCGCUCCUGCCAGCGCAGCGUGAAGGUGGCAGAGGAAUAUCAGCAGCAGGCAAACGUCUCUCUGCAGAGCGGUUCCCUGGUGAUCCAGCGUGUGCAGCCCGCGGACGCCGGGACGUACCAGAUAACAGUGCGAGGCCUGGACGUGUUUGUCACGGCAGAGGUGAACCUGACAGUGACUGAAGCAGCUGCACCAACGAACUCGGGAAGAGUGAACGGAGCCAGAUUCAGCCUGGUGCCCAACACCGUCCGCCUUGGCUUAGCCGGCCUGGUUCUCUGCGUCUUGGGGCUGAUUGUGGGAGAGGCAGUUUACAAGCCAGCCGGCUGCUCCCCGCACCACCUGGAGGAAAGCCAAGAGCCAAGAGAUGAGCUGGAGACUCUGGACUGAGCCUCCACACGCCUGGAUCUGCAGCGCUGAAAAUCCCCCAGCCGUCUAGUCUUGUGUCCUGUGGCAACGCAGGAUGCUUCUGAAGAAAGCAAAACACCCCCACCCUGCCACACCCUGGGUGCCGGUACUUGGCAAGGGCUGCACCAGAGCGCGGUGUUUGGUCACCCGCACGGCACUAGCACAGCCUGGCAGAACGACCACUGGGCCCCAUCAGAGUUUUCAUUCAGCAGCAAUGUAGCCUAGUGGCUGGAGCACUAGCCUGGCCCUGCCCUGAGGAGACCUGGGUUCCGUUCUGCCGCCAGCCUGCUGGUGACCGUAGCCAAGUCCCGGCCCUGCCCAGUGCCUCAGUUUCCCCAUUGGUUACAAUGAUGCCAACUUGCUUUGUGAAGCGCUUUGAGAUGUGCUGAUGAAGACAACCAGAUUAUUAAUUAUUAUUAUUAUUUUAGCUCUUUCCCACGAGGUCAGAUACGACCCCGGCUCUGGAGGGGCGCCCCUCUAUUGACAGAAGAACUCCGGACCAGGUUUACAAGGGCCCAGCACUCACCACUGGGGCUGGAGUUUUCAGUUCCCAAUUAGGCACUUACAUAAGUGGGCCAAGAUUUUCCAAAGGUCUCAGUGCCCAUCAUGCACCCAACGCGCUGAGCCCUUUAGAUGCUCUUGCCCUGAUGGAGGGAGCCGAGCCCUUCUGACAGUUCCAGCCCUCUGCAGGUGACAGCUGCUUAAAUGGGUCAGGUUCUACCUACUGGUGAAAGAGAACUCUUCACCUCUGCCCACUGCACAAAUAUUGUCAAUGGUGCUAAAGAUCCAGCUUAGGGUUGCCAGUUUUGGUUGGACAUGUUCCUGGAGCUUUCAUCCCCUGACGUAAUCUUUAAUUAAAG